GCAUAAACAACAUGCAGAAUCAUCCACAUCCAACAAGAAAUCAACCAUCAGCUUCGUAAUUUUCGGCAUUUUUGCAUAUUCUUGUUAGCAAAGCCAACGAUAAAUCAACUAAAAUGCCGGAUUAUUUAGGAAAUGAAAUGCGGAAAGUGAAGGAGGAUGAAAAGGAGGAAGAAAAAGAAGUGAAAGCCCUUGACGAGGCUGAUAUCGCCCUACUGAAGACCUACGGCCAAGGUCAAUACACACGGAGCAUCAAGACUGUGGAGGAGGACAUUCAGGCCACCAUCAAGAGGGUCAACGAACUGACUGGAAUCAAAGAGUCGGACACGGGUCUGGCUCCGCCCGCCCUGUGGGACUUGGCCGCCGACAAGCAGACCCUGCAGAACGAGCAGCCGCUGCAAGUGGCGCGCUGCACCAAGAUCAUCAACGCCGACUCGGACGACCCCAAGUACAUCAUCAACGUGAAGCAGUUUGCCAAGUUCGUGGUUGACCUUGCGGACACGGUCGCGCCCACAGACAUCGAGGAGGGCAUGCGUGUCGGCGUCGACCGCAACAAGUACCAGAUCCACAUUCCUCUGCCACCCAAAAUCGACCCCACCGUCACCAUGAUGCAGGUUGAGGAAAAACCGGACGUCACCUACAGUGACGUUGGCGGCUGCAAAGAGCAAAUCGACAAACUGCGAGAAGUCGUCGAGACUCCCUUGCUUCACCCUGAGAAGUUCGUCAAUCUUGGCAUUGAGCCCCCGAAGGGCGUCCUUCUGUUCGGCCCUCCUGGAACAGGAAAAACUUUGUGCGCCAGAGCGGUGGCCAACAGAACCGACGCUUGCUUCAUUCGAGUCAUUGGCUCUGAACUGGUCCAGAAAUAUGUUGGAGAGGGAGCUCGAAUGGUCAGAGAACUCUUCGAGAUGGCCAGGAGUAAGAAGGCUUGCUUAAUCUUCUUUGACGAAAUCGACGCCAUUGGCGGUGCCAGAUUCGAUGACGGCGCUGGCGGAGACAACGAGGUGCAGCGUACCAUGCUGGAACUGAUCAACCAACUUGAUGGAUUUGACCCCCGAGGCAACAUCAAGGUCCUGAUGGCCACCAACCGGCCGGAUACCCUGGAUCCCGCCCUGAUGAGACCUGGACGUCUCGAUCGCAAAGUCGAAUUUGGACUGCCUGACAUGGAGGGACGAACUCACAUCUUCAAAAUCCACGCUCGCUCGAUGAGUGUCGAAAGGGACAUUCGAUUUGAACUUCUGGCCCGACUCUGUCCCAACAGCACAGGUGCCGAGAUCAGGUCGGUGUGCACCGAGGCUGGCAUGUUCGCAAUCAGGGCCAGGCGCAAGGUUGCCACCGAAAAGGACUUCCUUGAGGCUGUCAAUAAGGUUAUCAAGUCAUACGCCAAGUUCUCAGCUACCCCUAGAUAUAUGACUUACAACUAAAAUUGCUGCUACAGUAUGGUUUGUUUCUAAGUUAAUUAAAUAAAAGUGCAAGAUUUCAAUAAGAUC
Molecule: messenger RNA, 1484 nt
Organism: Neocloeon triangulifer
Lineage: Eukaryota; Metazoa; Arthropoda; Insecta; Ephemeroptera; Baetidae
Gene: Rpt1
Product: 26S proteasome regulatory subunit 7
Exons: 6
Coding region: 114-1418 (434 amino acids)
Biological process (GO): proteasome-mediated ubiquitin-dependent protein catabolic process
Cellular component (GO): proteasome regulatory particle, base subcomplex
Molecular function (GO): ATP hydrolysis activity; proteasome-activating activity; ATP binding
Source: RefSeq, a predicted model, not a curated record